Cyprinodon tularosa is the source of this 2117-nucleotide messenger RNA. Its product is annotated as kidney mitochondrial carrier protein 1. Lineage: Eukaryota; Metazoa; Chordata; Actinopteri; Cyprinodontiformes; Cyprinodontidae. The coding region runs from base 165 to 1025 and encodes 286 amino acids. Gene Ontology annotation, cellular component: mitochondrial membrane. The record is from RefSeq and is a predicted model, not a curated record. Gene Ontology annotation, biological process: mitochondrial transport. The transcript has 9 exons.
CGGCGGCAGGGAGGCGGAGCUCCCAACGUCUUUCAGGCUGCCAGACAGAAGAAGCGACGUGGGGCAGAACUUCUCCGACGACGGCCGAAACAUAAACAGCACCAGCUGUCCGAUACCGAAGCUUCUCGCCGCGUCUCGGUAGUCGGUCGUGGGAAAGAAAAAAAAUGUCCACGGUAAACUGGAAGCCUUUCGUUUUCGGCGGGCUUGCUUCUGUGACGGCGGAAUGCGGUACUUUUCCCAUCGACCUGGCCAAGACGCGUCUGCAGGUCCAGGGCCAGGUGGGGGACAUCAAGUACCGUGAGAUCCGCUACAGAGGCAUGCUCCACGCUCUCAUGAGGAUAGGAAGAGAGGAGGGGCUCCGAGCGCUUUACUCAGGCAUUGCUCCCGCCAUGCUACGUCAGGCCUCCUAUGGGACCAUUAAAAUUGGCACAUACCAGAGUUUUAAGAGGCUGUUUGUUGACAGACCAGAAGAUGAGACCUUGUUGACUAAUGUGCUGUGCGGCAUUCUGUCUGGAGUCAUUUCCUCCUCCAUUGCAAACCCCACUGAUGUGUUGAAGAUCCGGAUGCAAGCUCAGGGGAAUGUGAUUCAGGGCAGCAUGAUGGGAAACUUCAUCAAUAUCUACCAGGAGGAGGGCACAAGAGGAUUGUGGAAGGGUGUUUCUCUAACGGCUCAGAGAGCCGCCAUCGUGGUCGGGGUUGAGCUCCCCGUCUACGAUAUCACCAAGAAGCACCUGAUCCUGUCUGGCUACAUGGGGGACACCGUUUACACACACUUCCUGUCCAGCUUCGUGUGUGGCCUUGCUGGAGCUUUGGCCUCGAAUCCAGUAGAUGUGGUCCGGACGCGCAUGAUGAACCAGAGGGGCGGGGCUCUCUAUCAAGGAACUCUGGACUGCCUGCUGCAGACAUGGCGGUCAGAGGGGUUCAUGGCGCUCUACAAGGGUUUCUUUCCAAACUGGCUGCGCCUGGGACCAUGGAACAUCAUCUUCUUCCUCACUUAUGAGCAGCUGAAAAAGCUCAACGUGUGACUGAAUGUAAAUGAGAAGAAGAAAAGAGCUUUCACUCGGAGGCGAGGGGGACCAAAAUCAGGAAUGUCUGGAAUUAUGGUGGAUCCUUGAGGAAAAAGCAGCAGGGAAGCCGAGAGGAGUACGCAGAAGGAAUCCGAUCCCUGCGCCGCUCCAGGCUCUGCGUCUGCUAAAAAGCCUGCAGGAAAUGUGAAAAGGACUGUUACACGAAUAAUCCCAUGGCUUCUCGCUCUCAUCCGGAUGCCACUUUAAGGCGUCACACCGCCACGUUUCUGCUCAGACUCAAACCAACUGCUUUAUAAACUGUGAAAUUGUUCAAUUCUGGAAAGAGACUGCAAUAUUUUGCAUUUCAUUCUGAGGCUGCUGCUCGUGAAACGCCUCUAUUAAUGAAGGUGAAGGGGGAAAAUGCAUGCAGCCUGUUUUUAUUUAAAGCUUAUUCACUCAAAGUGCUCUGUAAAAUGUGUGCCUUAAAGCCCUUUGUGUUCCAGGCUGUGAAAACUUGAGCAGCAUGUGGACUCCGACUGUUGGACAGCCGCUGUGACAAUCGGCAUCAUUCCCCUUUUGAAAAAAAAAAUGUUUGAUAUAAUGGAUUUUAUAUCUAUAUUCCCAAAAAGGAGAUCUUGUGUACGGAAAGUUUUGAGUUACUUGGCUUCCGUUGUGUGUAUACAGUGUAAAGAGCCGCGAAUAGAAGCUGGUGAAUCAUCAGUUCUAUACGGGCCUCAUCACGUGCAUGAGCAGUAAAUAUAUUUAUAUCCUCUAGCUGCCUGGUGAUGCCUCAGUUACCUUUCAGCUGUCGCCUCAACUCAUCACGUACGCAGACGAUAAUGUAAACUUGUAUACAUUUCACAAACAUCAUGGUUGGCUUGACAGGAACGAGUCGGGCAUCUCCUAUUACUGCGUCACUAAAGCAACCGUUCAGUGCUGUUAUUCUUUUGUACUGUAUUUGCUCGCUUUUAGCUUUCAUUGGAAAGAAAUCGAGUACAUUGAAGUUGCUUCUGCCAAAAUGUAUGCCAGUGUCAUUUUGUAAUACUACCUAUGUUUAUUUAAACACAGCUGCAGACUUGUUUAUUUCCAAAUAAAGAGUGACUUAAAAUA